AUGCAUCCAUCUUCUCAAAGAAGGAGCUGGUUUUCUUCCACCUUUGUUCGGGCUUGCGGGUGCUUCAGAGCCAGGAAGGACUCCGCCUACACUUCUUCUGAAAAACCUUUGUCUUUGCCAUUAACGAAAUCAGCGUUCCUACAUCUUGAUGGUGCUAGGGUUGUGGAAAGAGUAAUCGGCAUAGGCGGUACAGGUAUCGUCAUUGAGCGAAGACAGUAUGCGCUCAAAAUACCUCGAAUUUCAAGGCCUAUAGAGAUUGAUGGGGUGCCUGUGGCUACUGGAAGAUUGACUCCUGAAGAAGGGGACUACGAUGAGCGCCCCGAUCUUAUCCGUUCAAUCCAAGAAGAGAAGGCUAUUUAUCGAAGACUGGGCCACCAUCCUGGGAUUGUACGCUGUUUCAAUCUUUCAUCAGAGCACCCUUCAAUCCAGAUGGAUCUUAUGAAGAAUGGCGAUCUUCGGCGUUAUCUGGCUGAAAAGCGGCCGGGGAAAUCGACGCAACUAUCUUGGUUGGCAUCCAUGGCGCACACCAUGUCGUACAUCCAUGAAUGUCGCAUCAUCAUCGCUGAUAUCCGUUUGGAUAACUUACUACUGACUGAUGAUCUAUGCAUUAAAUUCAGCGAUUUUGGAGAAUCAAAGAUGAUGCCUCUCGAUUGGGACCUGAACGGCUCUGAUGACCUUGGGUUUUCAAUUAUGACUGACAUCGGGCAAUUCGGUGCUGUCAUGUUUGAGAUUGUGACUGGUCAAAGAUGCAGGUUUGAUCUUGUCCAGGGACAGAGGGAACAAGGGGACCUGUAUACUUGGCCACAGCGAGACAGUCUUCCCUCAACAGCCAACACAUGGCUAGGUCAUAUCAUCGAGAAGUGUUGGACUCAAGGAAUUACAUCUGCUAAAGACCUCGCUGCAGAGUUGGACCAGGAGAAGGUUGGUUGGUGA
Messenger RNA from Monascus purpureus, 933 nucleotides. The record is from the annotation of a GenBank genome assembly. NCBI's taxonomy places the organism in Eukaryota, Fungi, Ascomycota, Eurotiomycetes, Eurotiales, Aspergillaceae.